Hirsutella rhossiliensis is the source of this 747-nucleotide messenger RNA. RefSeq lists its product as uncharacterized. The coding region runs from base 1 to 747 and encodes 248 amino acids. The transcript has a single exon. The record is from RefSeq and is a predicted model, not a curated record. Lineage: Eukaryota; Fungi; Ascomycota; Sordariomycetes; Hypocreales; Ophiocordycipitaceae.
AUGCCAUUCGUCGUUGGCGGCGGCGACGACAACGUCCAUCCGGGUCGGAAGCGCCGACGCGAGGGCGGCGAGGGCAGAGUGUACCGCCUCUACAGCCCCGAGAGGCCGGUCGACCUCUUUGUCCGCAGCAGCCAGGCGCCGGACGGGCCGCCGCGAAAGGUCGUACCCCUGUCGAAGCGACCUCGAAUCGCCGAUGACGAGACACACCCGGACGGCGGCGAGCGGGCUUCGACACACCGACGGCGGCCAUCGCAACAGCAAAAGGUUCUGCACGACCACACCGGCCUCGGCAACAGGACGUCGCCUCGGUCCAGCGGUGUCCUGCUAUCACCCUGCCACAUUUGCCACCGCAAGCCGACCAAGAAGUCGGAUCUCGACUCCUUUGCCGAGUGCCAGGGCUGCGGGAAGCGGACGUGCUUCGUGUGCAUCAGGGAGUGCCACGGCUGGCAUGCCGGCCCGCUGGCCCCCGUGCUGUCGGAGCACGAGAUGCUGUCCCAGUCGUUUCACAUGGACGAUGUCCAAGACACGCCGCUGCAUCACCCGCCACACCACCGCCUCCACCCCCAACCACCCGGCGACUGCGACGCUUGCGGGGGACAGCACGGCCACGGCGGCUACACGGACGAGGACAAGGGCUGGGAUGCGUGCGGCCACCGCGCCGUCGUGUGCAGCCGCUGCUGCAUCGAGAAGGGCGGCGAGGGUGAGGCCGUCUGCCUGGGAUGUCUGUCAGGGAUGCCCGGCGCUUGA